AUGGAAUGGUCUCAGCAAAAAGUGCUAGUGCUUCUUGAAGUAUAUCAAAAAAGGGAGAUAUUGUGGAAACCAAGACACCCGUCGUACUAUAAUUCAAUUAAAAAGGAAGACGCUUGGCGAGAAAUAGCCGAGAUUUUAAAUGUAGAGGUUGAAGAAUUGAAAAAGAAAAUCGAAAGUCUUAAGGGCUCAUUCAGACGAGAGAGAAGUAGAGUAAAAAAAGGAACUGGUACAGGAAAAGGUUUUCAAAUUAAAGAAUUAAAUAAACACAAAUUACCUACUUACCGUGACGUUAUUAAUUUAUUUAUGUAUAAACAUUCGACUUUAAAAUUAACUAUACGUGAUAGUACUACCGAAGCUGUCAAUGAAUUAGAGGUUAUGUGGAAUAGAAUUGGAAUUUCUACGACACCGAAACGAAAUAGUAUUCGAAAGUUUGAAAAGUUUUAUAACGAAUACAAAGACAUUAAGAAACAGUAUUUUUCCAACAAUAACUCAGACAAUCAAAAGCACAAAGUUGAAAAUUUUGUUACUCAACUAAACAAAUUAUUUGAUAUUGCUGAUAAUAGUGAAGUUAAAAAUCUUUCAAGUGAUCUACAAUUAUUUUUAGAAGAAUGUCGUCAAAACGAUAGUAAUAAAUGUUUACCAUUAAUAUCUGAAUUAAACGAUAAUUCAAUUAUAUCUUCUGAUCAAUCAGUUUUACAGGAUGAACAGGAUAAAACACUAGAUGAUAAUAACAAUGUUGAUGUUGAAUUAAGAGGUGUCCCGAACGGAGGUAUAAAAUUUAGAGCUCCUGGCGCUAUGCACCAUGCUCGUUGGCUAUCAAAAGCUCUAUACAGUUUAAAAAUAUAUAUGUUCAGAAAACAAUUUCACAUCAACCCUUCAGAGUUACGUGCUUUACGAGAAGUUUGCGUAUUUAUUGUUUUGUUUUACGUUGAAGCAUGGUUCGUAGCAACCAGUGCUAUUGAAGCUCCUUAUCAUGACUUAAAAUUAUUUCAAAAUUUAUUGGAGCACAAAAAUCAUCAUCCAAAAGUUGCCGAAGCUGCUUUAGAAAAACUUUCUAAACAUUUAGGGCUCAAUACUAAAGGUUGCAUCCAUCCCAUUUAG
Molecule: messenger RNA, 1101 nt
Organism: Psylliodes chrysocephalus
Lineage: Eukaryota; Metazoa; Arthropoda; Insecta; Coleoptera; Chrysomelidae
Source: the annotation of a GenBank genome assembly